GGCAGUCCAGGGUUCACCACAUCCAGAAACCAUGAAAAUCACAGUUGUCUUUCUGCUAGUAGCUGUCGGCUGCUACUUCAAUCCUGCAUCAGCCAACUGCAUGAGCCGCUGUGCUAAAAGUUGCUGGCAGCCUCAUGUUACUGAUUUUAAAUGCCUACAAAUGGCCUUGGUAAGAAAUCAGCUUGCAACUGGUAAUGCUAUGGGCAAUGUCUUAUGUGCAUAUGACCGGUGUAAGGCAACGAAAAAUAAAAUGGAACUUGUAAGGGCUCUAAGAAACCUUAAGGAAGUCACUCAGUGUACCCUUGACAACAUUCUCGGCAAUGAUUUUACAAUUAAGGAAUUGAAUGCUGAUGUGGACAGUAUUCUGCAGUAUCUGCUGAGGACUGUGGCUGACUUACUGAAUGGGAUGAAUGUUGAAUCUCUCUCCACACCACUCUGUGGACCACUGAAACCUCUGCUAACAAAAGUGACCAGAAUGCUGUAUAUACUUGGUAUCCCCAGCCUUGAUGGACGAAUACAGAAUGUUGCUAUGAUAAAUGGAGGAAAACGCCUGUUUAAGACUGUAGCAGUUAGGUCUCCAGGACUUUUAACUUAUUUGUUAGAAUUGCUUCUGGGACCAGGAUCUACUCUUACAGAUUUGAUGGGAUUGAUUGGUGGAUUAACAGAAGGGGUUGGUAAAACCGUUAAAGAAUUGACUUCAGGAAUUGGAGAUUUUACAGAAACGCUUAGUGGUGUAACAGAAGGUGUUGGUAAAACUCUUGGAAGCUUGACUCCUGAGGUUGGAGGUGUGACAGGAACAGUUGGUGGUAUAACAGGAGGGCUUGGUAAGAAUGGUGGAGGGUUGACUUCAGGGGUUGGAGAAGUGUCAGGGAUGCUUGGUGGUGUAACAGGAGGGAGUAUUGGAGGAUUAACUUCUGGACUUACUGGGGCAACAGAUUUAGUUGGUGGACUCACUGGUAGCCUGGUAGACUCAGGGGUGACAGAAAUGCUUGGUGAUGUUGCAGAAGGAAUUGGAGAUACUGCUGCAGAAUUGACGAAUACACUUGGUGAAGCAACCAAUGGGCUUGGGGGUGUAGUUGGAAUACUUAAUACGGUGCCAGAGGUUACUAAAGCUGUGAGUGGACUCACUGGUGAGGUUGUUAAAACUGUUGAAUCUGUAGCUAAUGGCCUUGUUAGUCCUUCAGGUGUAGUUGGUGGUCUGACUGGUAUACUUGGGACAGGAUUACUUGGUGGAACAAAUAAGUCAGGUUUUUCGACAACUGAAAGUUUAGGUAAUAAAAAUCUUCUUGGUAAUGAUGUUGCAGAAGGAAUUAAAGAUACUGCUGCAGAAUUGACGAAUACACUUGGUGAAGCAACCAAUGGGCUUGGGGGUGUAGUAGGAAUACUUAAUGCGGUGCCAGAGGUUACUAAAGCUGUGAGUGGACUCACUGAUGAGGUUGUUAAAACUGUUGAAUCUGUAGCUAAUGGCCUUGUUAGUCCUUCAGGUGUAGUUGGUGGUCUGACUGGUAUACUUGGGACAGGAUUACUUGGUGGAACAAAUAAGUCAGGUUUUUCGACAACUGAAAGUUUAGGUAAUAAAAAUCUUCUUGGUAAUGAUGUUGCAGAAGGAAUUAAAGAUACUGCUGCAGAAUUGACGAAUACACUUGGUGAAGCAACCAAUGGGCUUGGGGGUGUAGUAGGAAUACUUAAUGCGGUGCCAGAGGUUACUAAAGCUGUGAGCGGACUCACUGGUGAGGUUGUUAAAACUGUUGAAUCUGUAGCUAAUGGCCUUGUUAGUCCUUCAGGUGUAGUUGGUGGUCUGACUGGUAUACUUGGGACAGGAUUACUUGGUGGAACAAAUAAGUCAGGCUUUUCAACAACUGAAAGUUUAGGUAAUAAAAAUCUUCUUGGUAAUGAUGGAAUAGCUAAUUCUGGUGGAGAGUUGACAGGGGGAGCAGCUGGCAGAAUUUCUGCAAGACCUGAUUUAAGACGUGAAAACAGUGUGUUAACAGCUCAACAAAAUGCUGCUGCUUCUGGAAGUCUUCGUGUUGAUGCUUCUGGAGGAUAUAAUAGAUUUAAUGCUGAUACAUCUGGAGGUCUUCUGCAAGGUGGAGCAUUUAAAACAGGAGGUAGUGCUGGUGGACUCCUUGGUGGUUCACUCACUCGAAAAUUCAACUCACUGUUCCAGAAGUAAACCUGAGAUGAAGAAAUGGUUUUCCAGUUCAUCAGAGAUCAUAUUAUUACAGCAAAUUACUUUAUUGCAUGAUCUACAAUCAAACUUAAUUUCCGAUGCUGUAGUUGACGGAUCUAAUUACUGGAUUAUGUGAAAGUGAUUAAUUAAAUAUGUGAUAAAUAAAA
Hyla sarda is the source of this 2337-nucleotide messenger RNA. RefSeq names its product mucin-19-like. The record is from RefSeq and is a predicted model, not a curated record. Lineage: Eukaryota; Metazoa; Chordata; Amphibia; Anura; Hylidae. The coding region runs from base 32 to 2173 and encodes 713 amino acids. The transcript is spliced from 10 exons.